Molecule: messenger RNA, 8428 nt
Organism: Trichoplusia ni (cabbage looper)
Lineage: Eukaryota; Metazoa; Arthropoda; Insecta; Lepidoptera; Noctuidae
Exons: 23
Coding region: 305-4078 (1257 amino acids)
Biological process (GO): primary miRNA processing
Cellular component (GO): microprocessor complex
Molecular function (GO): zinc ion binding; double-stranded RNA binding; identical protein binding
Source: RefSeq, a predicted model, not a curated record
UACAGUUCAAUACAACAACAUGACAUGACAACAUGUUAGUUGUUCAGGCAUCUCUUUCUCGCAUUAGCAAUUUGAUAUUUGCUAUCUCUAUGUUUGUUCCAAAAAUCAUGUAAUUUUUUUAUUUGCCUAGACUAUUGCAUUUUCCAUCCGAUUGUGCUGUGACUGCAAAAAUCUCGAGUUUACUGCUUUGUUUGCAUUAUCAUGCCAAGUUUUUUGAGGGUAGAUAAUUUGGAAAAACACAAGUAAUGUAAAGGCCGUGUAGACCAGUUUCUUAUUUUUGUUUGAAUUAAUAAUUCGAUUGUAAAUGUCCGUGUCUUUGUGCGUUCUACGUAUUGAAAUUGAUGAAGACCUGCCCGAAAUGGGCGAUAAUCCCUCUGAAAUGGAAGCUGCUAAAGAACAGAAAAAGAGGGACCGGGGUGCUCGUGAGUCAAAGACCAUCACAGUGGAGACAUAUGCCAGUGUUCUCACUGGUCCCAACACUGACACUGGCAUCCUGCCCACCAGCUCCCGGAGAUCACCUCCAGACAGCAGUGUCUCAGAAGAAGAUGAGACCAUCAGCUUCUUUUGUGGAAACCCUUUAGUUGAAGUCACUAAAGGUGUACUGCAUUUGUAUAAGGAGAAUGAAAUGAAAGAAGCUGAGGAAGCAAAGACACUGUGCUUGCUGUCAGUUCCUGGUGCCCUCGGUGCCCCAGACCUGCUGGCAUUUGCAGCUGCCUGCCAGCAGGAUAUAGCUCAUGUAAGAGUACUGAGGGAUGGCUCUCCAGACCAUUACAUGGCUUUAUUCACAUUCCGCACAAGUCAUGCGGCCCGGGAGUUCCAUGAGACAUUCGAUGGGGUCCCGUACAGCAGUCUAGAGCCCAACGCGUUGUGCCACAUGGCCUGGGUAUCCCGUGUAGAGUGGGCCAGGGACGGCACUCCGCCUCCCUCCCACACUGAACUACCAACCUGCCCUGUUUGCCUGGAGCGCAUGGACGAGAGCGUGGCGGGCGUGCUGAGCGUGCAGUGCGCGCACGCGUUCCACGCGGCGUGCCUGGUGCGCUGGCGGGACGCGCGCUGCCCCGUGUGCCGCUGCGCGCAGACGCCCGAGCCGCGCGGCGGCGCCGUCUGCGCGCACUGCCAGCCGCACGCGCUCGACGAGGAAGAUGGUGAUGAGACCCGGGAUAAUAUCAGCGGCGUGGCUGAAGGCCUGCUGGACGGCGUGGAGGCUGGCACGUUGUGGAUCUGUCUCAUAUGCGGACACGUGGGCUGUGGGAGGUACGAAAAUGGCCAUGCGGCCAAACACUUCCUAGCCUCCAAUCACACUUAUGCUCUGCAAUUGGGAUCAAAUAGAGUUUGGGACUAUGCGGGCGACAACUUCGUGCACCGUCUGGUCCAGAACAAGGCGGACGGCAAGCUGGUGGCGGCGGAGGGCGGGCUGCCCGGCGAGGACUCGGCCUGCGGCGGGGAGAAGCUGGACUCCGCGCAGCUAGAGUUCACCUACAUACUGACGCAGCAGCUCGACAGCCAGCGGAUGUUCUAUGAGGAUAGGAUGGCUAAAUUAGAGUCGGACUACAUAACGGAGUGCGAGGCCCUCCGCUCGCGGGCCACGGAAGCGGAGUCCAGUUCUGCGCGGCUGGGCGAGCAGGUGGCCACGCUCACCAAGGAGAACAAGGCGCUCGAGAGGAAGCUGCAGCAUGUCACCAACAAAUUGUCCACUCUUUCUAACGAGCUGUCUGAGGAGCGCGGCCUAGCUGCGGCGCUGGCCAGCAGUCAGGCGGAGUGGCAGGCGCGCGCUAAGUUACGGGAGGAGAACUUCGUUAAGGAGGUGUCGGAGCUGAAGGAGCAGCUGCGCGACGUGAUGUUCUUCGUGGAGGCGCGCGGGCAGCUGCAGCAGCAGGCGGGCGCCUCCCCCGCCGAGCUGCAGCAAGCCUCCGUCAGCGUCGCGCCGCCGCCCAAGCCGCGCCGCAAGAGGCUUUCUUGCAAAAUUAUAAGUAAAGCACUUCUGCAAUUUACAAAAUCAUUUAUAAAAGCGAAAAUAUUUCUAGCAUUUUGUAUUGAGUGCAUGGUCAGUCACAAUAAUAUGAGUGAAGAUCAGCAUUUAAUGGACCUUCCUGCGGCCAAGAAACAGAAGUUGGACGAUAGCAUUGGGGUACAAACAGAAACAAGUGCGGAGACAACAGAGAAUGGUGUCAGUCUGGAGAUCUCGGACAAAGGGCCCACUGGUGACCAGGUGUACAGUAACCUGGUGACACCAGAAGAGUUUGAGAAGCUAAGAGAGUUCAAGGUCUUGGAUGAAGUCAAGUCUAAUGAUGAAGACAGUAACGAUGAAGAUUCAGAUAGCUCUGAUGCGGAAUCCGAAGGUCUUCCCGAAGAGGAAAUCGAAAAGAUGUUGGAGGAGGACCUUCCUGAGGGCUUUAAGGGGGCGCCCAAACCGAAAGAAAAAGCCUAUGUCACGAGACAAAAGAUUGUUUUAGAAGAAAAAGGAAUAAAUCAUUUUGAAGUAUUGCCGCUAGACUGGAUCAUGGUGCGCCAUAUCAGCGGGAUGCCCAUCUACAUGCAUCGCGGCUCCAGAGUAUGCACGCUGUCCAAACCUUACUUCUUGGGCAAAGGCAAUAUUCGGCGUCACGACAUCCCAUUAAGUGCUAUCCCGUGCUUCGCGUAUCGCCGAGCUUUAGAGGAAGAAGAAAAACAGCAAAGAAUUGAUCAGAGAAUAGAAGAGCAGAUUCGUAACGGAACGUGGGUCAACAGAGGUGAAGAAGAAACUAGAUCACAGAAUGGUGAAGGUAGUCAGGCUACCGAUGAGAGUUCGACCACGGGGACUCUUGAUAUCAAUGUGCCUGUGAAGGUGGAAUACAACAGUGAAGAAAUGACGUGUCCUUUCGCUAACGGGGAUGUGGAGCCAAAGGUAGAAGUCAAUGGAACAGAGGAGGAAGAGGCGAUCCCUGUGAACAGGCAGCCCGUGGUCCUCCCCGGCGGGAUCGUGAUGCCCCCACCCAGGGUAGAGACCAUCAACACCAGCUGGAAGACGCAGCACUUGACUGCAGAACAAAUCAACGAUUACUGCAAGAAAUUGUUCAAGUUUAAAACUAUUAAUAUCAUGCAAUUCAAGCGGUGGGCGGACCGACGUAAGUAUACUAAAGCGAGAAAAACCCUUCAGUACCCGACGUUGCCCGAAGACACCAAACUGAUUACCAUCCCCGCGCAGCCGGUCGCUCCUGGUCAGGAAAAUGGUGGCAAGGCGAACAAACGAGACUGGGUGAUGAACCUUAACGACCGCAGCUACCUCUCAGUCUUCCACGAGUACGUUCGUAGAGCGUUACAGAAACAACCCGUGUACGAGUUCAAACAGCUCGAAAACGCGUCGACACCAUACCAAGCGACAGUGUACAUCGGCGGCAUGCAGUACGGCGUGGGCCACGGGUCCAGCAAGCGCCAGGCCAAGUCCGCGGCGGCGCGCGCCUCCAUCCACAUCCUCAUCCCCGAGAUGAAGGACGAGCUCGACAAGCACGCGCCGCACGCCGCGCCCGCCGCCGACACCAGCGAGCCCGACUUCACCUUCUUCGACUACGUGGGAAUCGAGGACCCUCGCAUCACGGAGUUCUGCGCUGCCACAUGCGAGCCCUCCCCUCACGCCAUACUCCGCACCUGUCUGCUGCGGAACUUCGGCGCCGGUGACAGACAUAUGAUACAUACCGAGAUGAAAAAGCUGGAAUACCAGAAGAUCGAGCUGACGAUGAAGGUUGGGAAGCACACGGCGACCGUCGUGUGUAAGAACAAGAAGACCGCCAAGCAGCGCGCCUCGCAGUCUAUAUUGCAGGCGCUACACCCUCACGUGAGGUCUUGGGGUUCUCUCCUCCGCCUGUACGGCUCCCGUUCCGUCAAGAGCUGUAAAGAGAAGAAGUUAGAGGAGCAGCACAUCACGCUGCUGCAGGACAAGGCGCGACACAACGAGCCCAACUACGCCGUGCUCGAGAAACUGCGGAACGAGAUGAAGAAACUCAGGGAAAGGGACGAAGCCGUCGUGCCCAUAGGGACGCUGCUGGUGAGCGACGACCUGCCCACACACUCCGGGUCCAACCUCAACAAUGUUGACCUUUAAAGGUAUUGUAAAGGUCCAACACAAGGUAGAUACUUUACUAGGCUUUACUACGUCGCAGUCUAACAACUUAAACUUAUUAUUAGAAAUUAUCUGACAAAGCUUUACUUGCGUGAGGCGGAUUCAUUAUUAUUUAACACCGUCGGUGCGCCAGCCCAUGAUUAAGUACUACUGUUUGAAAGAACUAAUCAGACCAGCCGAGUGUGCGUUUUAAUAGAUAUUAGAGGUUCAAGCAAAAUAUCGCGAACACGAGAGCUUUGCAAGCGCUUGAAAUCAGACGUGGAUGUCUGAUUAGUAUCAUUUGAUACAUGAUUGUGGUUGGGACUUUUAUGGGUUCGAUUUAGAGACAAUUAAUUUAUUAAAAUUUUCGCAAGUCCUGAAUCAAGUCCAUGUGGGUGGAGCAAACCGCAGUUAACUAGGUCUCUAUGAUUAUCGGCACACGCACACACGGACACCCGUCAGAGGCAGUACAAGUAGUCAUAGGUUCUAUCACUUUUUAUUGAUAGAUAUAGAGAGUACUAAAUGCGUUCUUGUGCGAUUUACCCAAGGUGUAAGUAAGGCGUUAGUGUUGCCUAGCGUACUUAAAAUUAUAUUAUUUUAUAAACUCUAUAUUAACUUAAGCUCGAAUGUCUUUUAUAGAGUAAGUUUUCCACUCCUUAAUGUUAAGGUGUUUUUAGCGUGCUAAAUAUUUACUAGUCUCUGUAAUAUCAUCCUUCAAUCUUAUAAAACAAUAAUUAGCAAUAUAUAUAACUACGAUUUAACAUUAGACUUAUAUAAAAGGUAUUUAUAUAAAAAAGUAUAUUUAUAACUAUUUUGCUUAUUUACAUGAUAAGUGGCGCCAAGCACGCAAGCUAUUGCUAGUCUUAAUUAUCAAACAUUGUGAUUAAUGAGGUAACAGAAAUGGAAAGAUUUAAUUAUCCUUUAAUCUAGACUAGACUAUUUAUUAAAAAGGCAACAUAUGGUCAAAACUCAAACUUCUACAGAUUUUAGUGAUUGUUGAUUGUAUGUACGUUGUACGUGAGUUGUUAACAAACAAACAGGGAUACAUUAUAUAGAAAUGACUUGAAAUAUUUGUGACCGAGAUCGAAAUAGUAUCUGUGUUAUCUAUUGUUCAUUACAUUUAAGCUUUAAGCCAAGCGAGCAACACAGCUUAUGUAACUUAACUUGACUGCAUGUAUUUGCAUUAAAAACGGCUUAUUUGAGACAGGUAAAAUUUAACUGGAGAGCCAAUCAAUACGAGAAUUAGUUAAUCAGCUGUCAAACUAACCACAGGUAAUCAGUAAAUUAAAUAAAUCAAUCGUUUGAAAAAUUACCAUGAGCUUUAUAAAUAGAUGAAAAAACAUGACGCAAACGCAAGAAUUCAUGGCUUAGUUUUUGCAUUACCAAAGAGACCACGUAGCCUACCGACAUGUCUAAAUAAGAGUAAUAAAAUAACAAUGGUGGAAGUGUGAUAGCGCUCUACACGGCGUAGAGCGGCGUCUCCCUUCCACACCAGCAAUAAUAUAACAUACCAGAAGACGUAGCGGAAGGUCACUGGAAGCCGGACCGCUCAAAAGGGUCUCUUCAUAAUAAGCGUAAACUAUCUAUAACGGAUCAUUAAGUAUGAGGUGCGCACUUUCUAGUAAAAGCUUUAUUAAUAUCUUAACAUAGUACUAGGUAAAAUAAGUAUCUAUAUAGCAAAUGAUUACAAUCCGGCGAGGAGUAACAGAAAAUAAUUUUAUAAGGUUACAAACAUUUACAAAUCGUAGCGUAUAGGGGAAAACUUUGAACUACAUAACGUGUGAUAAUUGUAAAGUGAUCAAGGAACUUAAUCUAAUAAACUGCUGAAAUAUCUUUAUAUUGUGUGAAAUCGUGAAUGUUUGUUUUUGUGUUAACAACGAGCCAGUACAAAAUCUCUUCCAAUUUCUUGUCAUGUUGAAAUUAUCUUACUACUUUGCUCAAAUGUCGGUAUUUUUUACCGUUUCAUUUUUACGGUGGUGUUAGGUGGUUAGGCGAGGUGUUGAGGACUCCUUAUUUGAAAUUGUUUAACAGAUUCUUAGGUAUUAGUCUUUUUUCAAAUAUUUAUGUUUCGGGCGUAGUCUUCAGACCUUGCGAAUUAUAUGUGUAGGAAACAAAGGAAACGAGUACAAAACAGGCCAAGUCCUGGCCGGUCUGAGGUCUGGUCGUGAGGGCCGUACCUUACAUUAGCUUAUUAUUCAAAGGCCAAUUCUAAUUUCUAUAUCCGAAAUAUUCUUGGCUGUGACAUGUGACAUGUUAUAUUGUUCUAAACUUGGGGUGAUAAUAAUGAAGCUGAAAUCUUAGAUAUUUAACCUAUCUGUCUCACUUAUAAGGGAUACAAUUUUGACUUAAGAGUUAUACAAAAAAUCCCAGAGAAAAAAACGAUGGAAUGAAUUUUGAGCGUGAUAUUCAGACGAACCGUAUAGUUGAUAAGACAGGACAUAUUUUUAUAUUAGUUUAGUCAGUCAAAUCUAGCCAACGUACUUAAAGUUGCUGAUAUACAAUAUAUGAAAUUUUUAUUAUGCACGAGUUAGUCAAUAAUAGGUUUAGAAUUAUUGGCGGAGCCAAGUGAGCCUUGGGAGGCUGCAGCUCUUUAAUUUAAGCUUUUUAUGUUGAAGGGAACUUUAUCCAACAUAGGUACCUACUGUGACCAAUGAUCGAGUUUUUUAAAUUUGACUUGUUUUUUGAGAACGAUUUUUUGAGAAGCUACGCCAAGCCCUACGGACUAUCUUGGUUCCGUCACUGUUUAGAGUCAUUUGUACUGUAUUUGUACUACAUAGAGUUAGUUUGUAUCAACGUCUGUGAUUUCUAAGUGUUGUAACUUCAUGAUUUAGAAUGUUAUUGGGCUUAGUUAUGCAUUUAAUUAUCUAAAACAGAACCGAAAGGCUUCAGUGAUAUGUACGAAACGAAAUGGUCCAUUUCACGUCAUCAUAAAUAAAUAAUUAAAAGCGUUAUAUCCAGACGUUAUCGCGGUCUGAACAUCGGAGCUUCAAGCCUGAUUUUUUGAUUAGGUGCAUAUAUUUACUGGAUAGAUCUUUUUUAACUUUUAUAUUUACUUUGAAAGGCAAAGAGCCAAUAACAUCGUAUUGACAAGAUAACUGAAACUUCAGGAGUAGACCAGAAAAGACCAAGUGUGCUUACUUUAUAUUAUAAAUACUUGAAAGUUCAAACAAUAUGUAUUGAAACACCAAUACCCUUUAUCUAUGUGAUUCAUGUCUACUACCGUGAUCUGUGAAAAUCCGCAUUAACAAUAAGGCUAAAGAUGUCAACUAUAUCUAAAAUUGAAUACUAAAAUGAUAGCGAUAGUUUUAUAUAAUAUAGUAUCUUUAUAUUUGUAUCUGUUGUAACUAAGUGAUGAUGACCGAUUUUAUCUCUGCCUUCAAAACAAUUUACAUUUCUACCAGUGUUUAAAUGAAUCACUUAAAUGUAAGGAAAUGAUAAGAAAGUCACUUGACUUAUUGAAAAGAAGUCGCUUCAUACACUUGAGCGAUUUACAUUCCCAUAUUUUGCCCCCUUAAAUUUGAGCCAGAGGUUCUCAACAUAAGGUUAAAUAUGGCGUAUCUGUCCAUCUAAAGCGAUGUACCCUCAUUUUAUUAUGUAAGUUUUAGAUGUAGGUAGACUAGGCAUUGAUAGCCUCUGACUCAAAUUUUUAUCAAAAAUGACAUGUAUGUAGUCUUGAGUAACUUGUUCUUUAACUAAGAACUUAUUGCAGUUUACAAUGGGUGAUGAAUUUAACUUGGCAGCUUUUUAGUAAUCAUGUUAGUAGUUAUAUCUUGGUACUCUUAAAAUCACUGCAAUUUGAAGUUGCUCAUGACUACAUUGAGGGGGACUUUACCACGUCUUAAAUUGAGAGGGUUGCACUCGUGCAAGUGGGACAAAGCUCUACACGGCAGAGUGGCGUCUCGUGACGAUUGUCAAACGAAGGGGGAUAGCAGGGCCCUAGAUACAACCAUAAUUAUAUAACACGUGUGAUAUACUUCAAGUAGAACUUAGGCACGGCUGUGUGCAAUUUAAUCUUACUUCCUUCAUUAUUAACUUGUUUCUAUUGUUUGAGUUAGUGUUUCGUCUUUUAUCUAUUGCGUUUAUAUACAUAUAAAGUUAUACUUUAUGAAUUUGAAACUAUGAAUUAUUAUUAUUAUCCCACACUUUUGUUAUUUAAGUUAUUUAAUUAGGUUAGUAGCAUAUUUUUAAGUCGGGCACUCUAGUUUUUAGAAUAUUUAAUUAAAGAUAGAGAGAAACGAAGUAAAUUGGAUGCGGAUGAAAAUUAAGCAAUAGAUUAAAAUAAUUGUUGUUAUAAGUGAUAUGUGUAUUGUUCUGUCUGUAGUCAUGCUUCCUAAUAAAUAUAUUCUUAUUUUA